UACAGAGGGUCGGUCAGGGUUGUCGCUGCGGCAGGGAAAACUAUCUUUACGAGGAGAAUAAAUCAUGAAACGAUCGUGCAUCUGUAAUAUCUGUAACUGCGGACGUCAUCGCUGCAAACAACAGUCCACUGCCUUGUACAGUAAGGGACCCAAGGUUCGUUCAGACAGUGCAGAGAAAUACCCAUCAUAUGGGCCCUACUCCCCCCCCAAGAGCAGAAAACCCAAGCUGGAGUACCAGGAGAAUCGGGAGAGAAUGGAUGGAACCAGCACCUUCAAGUCCGACUACAUCCCUCAUGAAGUUACGCCCCAGUAUGUGAGACAGCAAGUGGAGUACAGGCCUAAGAGCGGAGACAUCGAUCUCAGGACGACGUACAAGCUGGACUUCAACAGAUACCAGGUGCGGCCGUUCAUACCUGUGAGACCCUUGCGGAGAUCCCACCUGAACGAGGGGAGGCUGGACACGCUGCCCACUUACAAAGAGGAUUUCCGACCAUGGGAAAUUAGCAAGAGGGAAUUGGCGAAACCAGAAUUUACCUAUCGCCUUCCAUCUGGAAAGUUUGGAAAUGCAACAACAUUCCAGGAUGCUUUUGUUCCUAGAGGCCUGGUUCCUCGGGAAAGCUUUAAGCCUCCCAGCAUAGCCAAGCUUUCCUGCGUGCCCUUUGACGGCCUCACCAGCAAUCGCGUCUCAUACGUGCCUCACGCACUGGAGGCCAGGUAUGUCAGGGCCCCCGAGGAGAACAAGCCCAACAACCAGCCCUUCCAGGGUCAUACCACCCACCAGUCAGACUUCCAAGGCUUACCUGGACAGCCGCCAGAGAGCUGCAAGCCACUGGUUACCAAGGCAACCUCGGAAGCCCCCUUUGAAAGUCGCACGGAAUUCCGGGACAGUUUCCAGCAGUGGCCAGUGACUCUACCACAGCUCUCAAAAUCAGUGGACUAUGAAAGCCCCACAAAACCCAUGGACCUAAGCACAACCACCAAGAAUGAUUUUAUCAGACACAACGUACAGCCAUUCAUCCCUGUCAAGCCUGCCUCACAUGCAAAGAGGUCCACGGCUCCUUUCCAAGGUAGCACCACCACAAGGGAGACCUUCAGACCAUGGAUGGUGGAGAUACAAGAGAAGAGAAGCAAGCCAGAAGAAGUACCAAAAGCCAGCGAGAAGAUGGAGAACCUGACUACCUCUAAGCUGCACUACAUCCAGCAUCAGAUCCAACCCAACCCAAGCUUUAAACCCAAAAAUGUCCCCAUGAGAACACAGUCUCCAUUUGAUGAUAGAACGAUGUACCGCACGGAGUUCACAGCCAAGAAGACGGACAUGUGCCCGGCCAGCUUUGACUCUCCUCACGGCUACAUCUUCCAGGAGAGCGAUGAACGAGGCCAUAGGUUCUACCGCAGGCUGUCUUCUCAGGAAAGGAACGAUGAGGCCAGUGCACCUGAGAUCCCAUCUACUGAGCUGGCUGCGAUCUCAUGA
Paramormyrops kingsleyae is the source of this 1471-nucleotide messenger RNA. It is a transcript of the gene saxo2, whose product is annotated as stabilizer of axonemal microtubules 2. Gene Ontology annotation, cellular component: centriole; sperm flagellum; axonemal microtubule. Lineage: Eukaryota; Metazoa; Chordata; Actinopteri; Osteoglossiformes; Mormyridae. Gene Ontology annotation, molecular function: microtubule binding. The record is from RefSeq and is a predicted model, not a curated record.